Equus quagga is the source of this 3530-nucleotide messenger RNA. RefSeq names its product endonuclease 8-like 1. Lineage: Eukaryota; Metazoa; Chordata; Mammalia; Perissodactyla; Equidae. Gene Ontology annotation, cellular component: nucleus. The transcript is spliced from 9 exons. Gene Ontology annotation, biological process: base-excision repair. Gene Ontology annotation, molecular function: zinc ion binding; DNA N-glycosylase activity; DNA-(apurinic or apyrimidinic site) endonuclease activity. Bases 1734 to 2978 code for a protein of 414 amino acids. The record is from RefSeq and is a predicted model, not a curated record.
ACCAAAAAAAAGGGGGCGAAGUGGGUUGGGGUAAUUCCAUCUAGAUUAAAAAUUAUUUGAGAGACAUAUAAUCCUUGAUUGGACUAUACCUUGAACAAGCCAGCUAUAAAAGACAUUUUGGGGACAAUGAGGGAAAUUUAGCUUGAUUUCCCAAGUAGCGCUCCCUCUUCUGUGUUCUGAAUGUGGACUAGGUGUUAGAUGACAUUAAAAAAUUAUUAACUUUAUUAGGUAUGAUAAAGGUAUCAUGGCUUUGUAGGAAAUUGCUUUUCAGAGAUGCAUGGUAACAGAUUAGGGAUGAAAUAUCAUAAUUUGUCUAAUUUACCUAAAAAUACUCCUGCCAAAAUAAAUGAAUAAAUAGACAAAGCAGGGAGGAAGCAGAAGUAGUACGAAGGGGCAAAUUAUGGCUACGGGUCAGGCACCAGGCCUGCUACACUGACAAUGACAUGCAGACACCUUACAGAGGCCUGCCGAGCCUGCCCAGACCUGACCUUGGUUGUGUGUCUUUGAUACUGGCUGAAUACGAGGUUGACAUAAGGGAAACCCUAUUGUAGAAAAGAAACCAUAUUGUAACUUUGAAGGAUCUCUGACUAACUAACCCAGCUGGAUAUGCACCGGCCAGGAGACCCACCUGCUCUGUAGAUGUUAUGACCUCUGCUUGUGCAUAUACCUCCCAGGGGCGAUAAGAUGAUAACUUCGUUCUUUUGAGUUCCUUAGGAAUGUGAUGACCCCCGAACAGAGAGUCUACGCUGAUAGCCAUUAUCAAUGAAAAGUGAAAGAUCCAGUGUGGCAACUCCUGGGUCAACAUUUCUAACCCCUUCUCCUGUAACCCACUGGCCUAUAUAACUGCUUCAAGAUUCUGUUCCCCCCUUGAGAUGGUUCUUUUGGACAUUAGUCAGCCAUCGUCCCUCUUGCUAGCAAGCUGUAAUAAAAUGCCCUUUCUAUGCCACCUUUGUGUGGUAACAUCUUCAGGCCCCAGCACACCCCGAGGUACACUCCAGCCACACAGGCCUUCUUUCAGUGGGCCAAUCGGUUACCUACCUCCAGGCCUUUGCACUGGCUGUCCCUUCCAGCUAGCAUGUUGUCUUGUCCCCACUCUUUGCCAGCUGGCUCUUUCUGAAGUCUUAGCCUAAAUGUCAUUGCAGAGAGACCCUCCCCCACAGAAACACCUGAAGUGGGUUCUGCUUCCGAGCCUGUUUUUUGUUGCUUGGCUGCACUUCCCACCAGCAGGUGGUGGUGAUGAUUCUGUUUGUAUGUUAUGCCUGACUGUGCGUGGAUACUUAGCACCACCACCGGGUCUCAAGUGCGCUCCCUGCGCACAUCUGCAGGUGCCUCUGCAUUGAGAGGUUGCCAGUGUUUCCUGCUGGCAGUGCCUACCCUGUCCCAGACUAGCCAAGUGACUUCUCCCAACCACGCAGACAGCUGCAACCCAGGACCUCAGACCUGACUCCACAUCACACCAGCACCGGACAGCAGGAAGCCAGGUUCCUCCACCACUUCCCAGACAGGUCACUGCCCCAAAGCCUUUGCCAUACCCCAGACCCCCUAGCUCGGGGGCCCACCCCGAACAGACCCUACCACCUGAGUGAAGAACUACACUUCCCAGUAGGCUCUGGAGGAGCGACCACAGUUCCCAGCAUGCUCUUAGCGCACUCCCACCCUGGCAUCAUCCCUGAGUGGCUGCCGGCUGGCCCAGAGCAGCGCCGGGCGCAGGGCCUGGCCACCCCUCCCACAGAAUGCCUGAGGGCCCUGAGCUGCAUCUGGCCAGCCGCUUUGUGAAUGAGGCAUGUGGAGGGCUGGUGUUUGGUGGGUGUGUGGAGAAGUCACCCAUCAGCCGCAACCCUGAGGUGCCCUUUGAGAGCAGUGCCUACCGCAUCUCAGCCUCAGCCCGUGGCAAGGAGCUGCGCCUGACACUGAGCCCCCUGCCUGGGGCCCAGCCCCCACAGGAGCCCUUGGCCCUCGUCUUCCGCUUUGGCAUGUCUGGCUCCUUCCAGCUGGUACCCAGGGAUAUGCUGCCACCGCAUGCCCAUCUGCGCUUUUACACAGCUCCACCUGGCCCCCGACUUGCCCUCUGCUUUGUGGACAUCCGCCGCUUCGGCCACUGGGACCUCGGGGGCGAGUGGCAGCCAGGCCGCGGGCCAUGUGUCUUGCUGGAGUACGAGCAGUUCAGGGAGAAUGUAUUACAAAACCUAGCUGACAAGGCCUUUGACCGGCCCAUCUGCGAGGCCCUGUUGGACCAGAGGUUCUUCAAUGGCAUUGGCAACUAUCUGCGGGCAGAGAUCCUGUACCGGCUGAGGAUACCCCCCUUUGAGAAGGCCCGCACGGUUCUGGAGGCGCUGCAGCAGCGCAGGCCGAGCCCGGCGCUGACCCUGAGCCAGAAGAUCAGGGCCAAGCUGCAGAACCCAGACCUGCUGGAGUUGUGCCACUCAGUGUCCAAGGAAGUGGUCCAGUUGGGGGGCAAAGGCUACGGGCCGGAGAUCGGGGAGGAGGACUUUGCUGCCUUUCGAGCCUGGCUGCGGUGCUAUGGCAUGCCAGGCAUGAGCUCCCUCCAGGACCGGCAUGGCCGGACCAUCUGGUUCCAGGGGGAUCCUGGACCUCUGGCACCCAAAGGGGGCAAGUCCCACAAGAAGAAAUCCAAGGGACUGCAGCAGGGACCUGAGGACAGAACGGAGGACCCUCCACCCCCAAGCAAGGCCCCUUCUAGGACACGAAGGGCACGGAGAGGCCUCCCUGAGCAGACUACAGCCCAGCAGCCCAAGGGGACUAGCCUCCAAAAGGACCCAGAAGCCCCUCCAGUCACUGAAAAGGGAAGAGGAGGGGGCAACCAGUACUCUCAGGUGGGCCUUCCUCAGCAUCCUCCUCUGGAGAGGGAAAGGGCACCACUGAAAUGGGCUCUCCAGGAGAAGAAGGGAUGGCAGUGUAGGUGGAAGGAAUGUGUGGACAAAGGUGGGAUCCCGGAAGGCUGUCUGGGCAGUCCUUAGCCUGGGGUCUGAGCUGCCACCUCACCUGUCCCCCGCUAGACACCACAGACCCCAAAGAUGAAGCCUGACACCCCACCCUUGGAGCCUGAAGGGACUUCUGCCUCUUAGCAGGAGGGUCUCUUUGCUUGCAUCCACCCUUCCCACUGCCUUGCGCUGCAUCUGGGAGCCUGUGUGGUUUCCUGGAAGCAGGUAGUGGUUGAAGGGGGCUGGAUGACCCUGGCCCUAUGGCUGUUCCCUGCACAACUAACUAUGAUGUUUUUAAUUGUACCCCACCUUCCCCAUUUUUAAAGCUGAUGUGAAAAAUGCUGUAUUUUUUAUAAACUGAUAAACUUGAACUUCUUGGCACUUCUUGGGCUGGCUGCAGAAAAGGUCUGGGAUGGCCAAGUUGGGAAGUCCAUCUCCUCAGCAAGGCAAACUGAGCCCCAUCCCAGUCCUCAAGGCCAUUGCUCUCAGAGGACAGUCUGCCUCUGCAGGGACAGCCCCUCAGAGGUCGUGCAUAGACCCUGGCCCAGGCAGUCCAGGCUCCAUAGCUCCUGCAGUCUGGGAUUCCUC